Messenger RNA from Syzygium oleosum, 2613 nucleotides. RefSeq names its product probable sugar phosphate/phosphate translocator At1g06470. The coding region runs from base 535 to 2040 and encodes 501 amino acids. The transcript is spliced from 13 exons. Gene Ontology annotation, molecular function: antiporter activity. The record is from RefSeq and is a predicted model, not a curated record. Gene Ontology annotation, cellular component: endoplasmic reticulum-Golgi intermediate compartment; Golgi apparatus; cis-Golgi network. Lineage: Eukaryota; Viridiplantae; Streptophyta; Magnoliopsida; Myrtales; Myrtaceae. Gene Ontology annotation, biological process: UDP-glucose transmembrane transport.
ACGAAGGCGAUGGCGCAACAGCAACAGACAACUGCACCAAAAAACCGAAACACCCCGAAAUUUCUCAGCGCGAAUAGAAGGAGACGCCGAAAGACCGAAGUGCUCCGCACGCCAUUCCCGUCUGGAAAAUUUCGCCGGCUCGGCGGCUCCACGCACCAGAAGAGCAUCUCCAUCUGAUUCGCGAAGCCUCUCGAUCUCAGAUCUCUCCGCCGCGCGUUGACGGCGGCACCGUCAAGGGAAGGUCGCUCGGAUCAACUUUUCCGGACAUUUGGAAAUUGGCUGUGGCAGAAAAGUUCAAACUCUUAUCUAAGUAUCUGUUGCUGGUUAGGGUGAAGUACGGCAGGCACCGUUUACUUCUUCCGAGUUUCGUUGGCUUACAGACCAAAUCGGCUACUUUUUGAAUGAGAGACUGUGUGUCUCGUAGUUUUGCUGCUGGACCCGUAUAGUUUGCUGUCUUGUUAGAUGUGAAUCAAAUGAAGCUGAUAUCGGCAAUAUCCUGUAGUGUUAAUGGCUCAAGUCUAGUGAAGGAAGGAGAUGUUAGGCAGUGAUUUGGUUGCAGAAGAGGUUGAACACACUGUUAGAAGCUGCACUCAAAGUGGAAGCCAGGCCGUUAGUCUACGGCGAGAGCCUUCUUUCUCACGAUGGUGCAAUGAGGAUGCUGGAGUUCUUUUGAAUAUCCAGAAAGAAAACUCUGAUGAAUCGAUCGAAGAGCCUGAUUUUGAAUUGCCGUUUCUCCAGCAGAACGAGCAGGGAAAUGGAUUUCUAGGCCACAGUAGAUAUCAGUAUAGUAAGUUCCAGAUGGAUACUGUGCAUAUGAAUGGAAGCAGUGUGGACAAUCCUUCUAUACAUGGAGAAGGAAGUGAAUCUGAGAAGUAUUCUUCCCUAAAUAUUGAAAAUGGAUCCGUUAGUGAGAGAAAUCUCUCAAAUGUUGGUGCAGAUGGCCUUAGUUCUAUUAGUGGUCAUGAAGUAUCUGCACCAAAUUCCGAGAGUUCUAUCUCUGCUGCUAAUGUGCUGAAGACAUUGUUUUUCAUACUUGUAUGGUACACUUUCAGCACCCUUUUGACCCUGUACAACAAAACUCUACUAGGAGAUGACAUGGGAAAGUUCCCCGCUCCCAUGUUGAUGAAUACUAUCCACUUCACUAUGCAAGCCGUUUUAUCAAAGGGCAUCACUUGGUUUUGGUCUCAUAAAUAUCAAACUAAGGUUACAAUGUCAUGGACAGACUACUUUGUCAGAGUUGUACCGACUGCCCUUGCAACGGCCAUGGAUGUGAACCUCAGCAACGAAUCCCUUGUUUUCAUCUCUGUUACAUUUGCAACAAUGUGUAAAUCAGCAGCUCCUAUAUUUCUUUUAUUGUUUGCUUUUGCUUUCAGGUUGGAGUCUCCCAGCAUUAAACUCUUGGGUAUAAUCACUGUCAUCUCUGUUGGAAUCUUAUUAGCAGUUGCAAAGGAGACUGCAUUUGAAUUCUGGGGUUUCAUUUUUGUUAUGCUUGCUGCUGUUAUGUCUGGAUUUCGCUGGUGCAUGACUCAAAUACUGCUUCAGAAAGAGGCGUAUGGUUUAAAAGAUCCACUGACCUUGAUGAGCUACAUAGCUCCAGUGAUGGCGCUAGCAACUGCUUUUCUUUCCCUUUUGUUGGAUCCAUGGGACGAAUUUAAAAAUAAUAAUUAUUUCAAUAAUUCACGUCAUCUCACACGAAGUUGCUUAUUGAUGCUUCUGGGUGGAACACUGGCCUUCUUCAUGGUUUUAACUGAGUACAUUCUUGUCUCAGUGACAAGUGCUGUCACGGUUACGAUUGCUGGUGUUGUCAAGGAAGCUGUUACCAUUCUGGUUGCGGUGUUCUAUUUCCAUGAUGAGUUUACCUGGUUAAAGGGACUUGGUCUCUUGAUAAUUAUGGUCGGCGUCAGUUUAUUCAAUUGGUACAAAUAUCAAAAGCUACAAAAAGGGCAUCGUGCAGAUGAUCAUUCGGGAUCACCUGCAACAAAUGCUUCGGCAAAAUAUGUUAUUCUUGAGGAGAUGGAUGAUCAAGCUGAUGAAACUUGAUUGCUGCAGGAAUAUGAUCUAAUACUCUUGAUACGGCUCAAGUCAGCUUCUUGAAGCUUGUGAAAUUGUCUCAUCACUUCUGGUGUUGAGUUUGGUUUCUCCACAACGGUCAUUUUAAUAUGCAAGGCCCUGUCUGUUUUUGAUAUGAAGAUAUGCAUUUCGGGAUGUCAGUAAGACUUAGGCUGCGCAUCCUUGUGGUUUGAUUGCCUGCAGUCAAUUAAAAGGCAAUGCUCUUUUCUUGAGCAUCUGUCAGAGGUUUCCCAUAAGGCAGAUUUUGUCUCUACGCAUCAAGACUGCUAAGCGGCAAACCUUUAUUUCUUGAGAUAUAAUUCCAAAUUGGAUAGCCUUUUUGCCCUAGAUGUUAAGCAUGUAGACGACCAUUGUAUACUAGAAUUAUUCCGAGCAUUCUGCCUUUUGAUUUUCUCUGUUUAUUUUACUAUUCCAUCUAAUUUGGUCCCACCGUGGGAUUGUUAUGGCUGUAACAUGUGAACCAAAUUCCGUGGCAUGUACAGUGGAAGCCGGUUCUUUGUUUAACCAGUUUCGUUCUUUUGAUAGCACGUUCUUUUUCCUUGA